GACUCGGGCAGCGUUGCGCCAGCGCCGGGCUCGCUGUGUCUGCGCCUCGGGCUGUUUCAUUACGGGCCGUGGGCGAACGCCUGAGACACCCUCUGCGAGCUUCCGGCGAGGGACGGGCCCGGGAAUGCGGGAGCCUCGCCGCACGUGGACUGUCAAGUAGUCAGUAAAUAAAACGUUUGGCUUCAACGUCGCCCCUUGCCCAUGUCUGUUAGCCGGAGAGAGCGCGUGGAAGAGACUGUCCAGUUGGGCCAAUAACAGAUAAUGGAUAAUGAUGAUGACGACGACACCCCUCAGCUUUCAUCCCACACACUGGCUGCCCUGCAGGAGUUCUAUGUAGAUCAGCAGCAGAGAGGGGGCACAAAGAUCUCUGAAGGGUUUAAACAGUAUUCUGUUGGCUCAAUAGAGGAGGACUGGCAAUUGAGCCAAUUCUGGUACAAUGAUGAAACUGCAUUGUGCCUCGCUAAUGAAGCAAUUCUGGCAGCUGGAAAAGGUGGCAGAAUAGCAUGCAUUAGUGUACCAAGUGUUUACCAGAAACUGAAAGAACAAGAUGGCAAAGAUUUUUCAGUGUGUAUACUGGAAUAUGACAGAAGAUUUUCUGUAUAUGGAGAGGAAUUUAUCUUCUAUGAUUACAACAAUCCAUUGAAUAUACCUGAAAAUCUCAUACCACACAGUUUUGACAUGGUUUUAGCAGAUCCACCCUACCUGUCUGAGGAAUGUCUCAGAAAAACAUCAGAGACCAUCAAAUACUUAACAAAAGGAAAGAUUCUGCUCUGUACAGGUGCCGUCAUGGAGGAGCAGGCAGCGAAGCAUCUUGGUGUGAAGAUGUGCAAUUUUAUUCCAAAGCAUACUCGAAAUUUAGCCAAUGAAUUUCGAUGUUAUGUGAAUUAUGAUUCUGGACUAGACCGUGAUUUUAGCUGUUCAGAAUGUACAUAAGCUAAACAGUGUAUCAAUCAAGUUCACUCAUUCCUUUUUUUCAAUUAUGUCUGUGAUUCUCAUUGCUUUAUUAAAGGUGCUGCUCCAGGUAA
This is a messenger RNA of Pelodiscus sinensis (Chinese soft-shelled turtle), 1025 nucleotides long. The record is from RefSeq and is a predicted model, not a curated record. NCBI's taxonomy places the organism in Eukaryota, Metazoa, Chordata, Testudines, Trionychidae.